Messenger RNA from Arabidopsis thaliana (thale cress), 3414 nucleotides. RefSeq names its product Mov34/MPN/PAD-1 family protein (gene BRCC36B). Lineage: Eukaryota; Viridiplantae; Streptophyta; Magnoliopsida; Brassicales; Brassicaceae. The transcript is spliced from 11 exons. Gene Ontology annotation, cellular component: BRISC complex. Gene Ontology annotation, molecular function: peptidase activity; cysteine-type deubiquitinase activity. The record is from RefSeq and is marked reviewed. Bases 2017 to 3234 code for a protein of 405 amino acids. Gene Ontology annotation, biological process: protein K63-linked deubiquitination; DNA repair.
UUUGGAAUCUCCUACACUUUAGCUGUAUACGGAACUUGUGUUUGUGGGAUCCACGUAUCGCCACGUAAGAAUCUGUCGCCAGUGUAUAAAAGAGCAUCUUGGGGCGUUAGUUUCUUAAUUCCGGGCCAUUUAACUCUUUGGGCCUGAUUCGAUCCAGGCCCAGUAUUCAUAUGCUCGGCGUAGUAUAGCGUCUUGAGCGCAAAAUCUCCACUCCAGGGAAGCCAUCCCGCCGGAUCGAUGACGUCAUCGAUCGUCGUUUUCAUAAUGAUUGUCCUCGAGAACUCCUUCCACGGUCUUCCUAAGUAAGCUUUAUUCACAGAUUUCAUCGGAAUAUACGCUGGAUCUCCCGUUAUAUGGCAGCCAUGGAGCACCAAUCCUGUCGAUUCACGGACGUUACUUCGUCCCUGAGCUGUAACCAUACACGUUUGACCUUUGUUAGGUUUUCGGACGACGAUUUUACAGUUCUGGAGGAUGCAUUUCGCGUCUCCGAAGAUGAAAUCGACGGUGCCCGAGACUGUGCAGUCACGGUAGAAUUGCCGGUGAGAGUGAACGUAUAACGUGUCUUGGUGCCCGUCGAUUUGACAGCUGUGGAAUACGGCGUAAUCAGCCGAGACUCUUAACGCCACCGCUUGUCCUCCUUCUGGUCCAGCUGUGUUCUCGAUUCCGAUGUUCUUCGCUGUGAAGUGGUCGCCUUCGAUUGCUGCGAAACAAUAAUUUGGUAAUGUUUAGAAUCUCUCUUUGUGGACUUUUAGAGUUUGGAGAUUGAAACUCACUGAUUGUGGCUGUUAGGAAGGUCUUGACCUUGCCGAUACCGAAAUUGAGACUACCGGUGAUUAGAGUCUUGUUUGGCCCAUCGCCGAUGAAAGUUACGUGAGGCAUUUUCUUGGUGACCGUAACUUUCUCCUUGUAGAUACCUUCUUUGAUGUGAAUGAUGAAUGGCACUUUGUUGCCUUUAGGCACAGCAUUUAGAGCAUCGGUGAUAGUCUUGAACUGUCCAGUUCCGUCUUGAGCCACCACGGCAUUAGCCUUCACAGGUCCAGGUCCUCCUCCUUGAGCUGCCAUGAGCCGUCGUGCCUCUGGUCCAACCCAAGUUGGGAUACUAUCUUCUGUAGACAGAAGCUUUCUCGCGUACUUUGCUAAAGCUCCGGUUAGUCCUGGUUUGAAGCAUCACAUUACUGUCCAAUGAUUCUGACUGGUUGGUUAUGGAUUAGUUUGGAGAUCUCUUUAGUAAAUUGAAAAGAUACCUGUAAGGUUGGAGUUUGGGAUAAGAGUGGAGAUUCUAGUAACCAUGGCAAGGCUAUUGCUACUAAGCUCUCUUGAUGUUUUGAAGAUCUUGAGCAUGUCUUGCAUAAGAUUAGACUUAAUUUCCCCAAAGGAAUCCAUACAUGUUUGCUGGAAUGCGAUGGAGCCACUUAGCCAAACCCGUAGAUCCUCAACAAAGACCUCGAUCUGAUCAACCGAGAAUCCAUGAUCCAUACACUUCUUCAAGUCAUCGAUAGCAUCAAUCAUCAGCUUCUCACACAGCUCGAAAGCACCCUUUGCUUCUGGGUUCUUGUCAGCCUUGGCUUUGAUAUCUCCAGAGGCCUUUUCCAGGCUUUCGUUGAUGGAUUUGAUAGUGACCUUGAAGCCGAGUUUGAUGAGGUCGACAGGGUCAUCGGAAUCGGGAGAAGCACCCAUUAAGCUGUUAACACAAGUGUCUUUGAAGUCAGUGGGUGCACAAACUGCUUGAACCGCUUUGGUGGUUUUUCUGAUAUGAUUUUCAUCGUCUUUGGGAGAGUGUUUAGACGUUACAACGGCUACAGAGACAACCAUGAUGACUAGAAAACCGGAGACACUACCGGCGACGAUGAAUUUCUUCUUCUUGUCACCAUCAGAACCCAUUUUUUCUGUUUCCUAUAUAUUCACAAAAAUUCUAAAGGUCGAAAAAGUUUCGUCCGAAAGAGGCAAAAUUCAAAUCGAAUUCUCGAAGAAGCUCAUCUGCAUUAAGUUUGAAAGAUCUCUUCGGAAGAAGUAAUAAUGUCUCUGACAUGCGUAAAUAUGUCGGAGGAUGUCUGGUUGACUUGCCUCACUCACGCAUUAUCCACCGAGACCGAAGAAAUCAUGGGUCUCCUUCUCGGCGACAUCGAGUACUCAAAGAACGGCGAAAGUGCCACAGCUAUGAUCUGGGGAGCAUCGCCUCAGCCACGAUCUGAUCGGCAGAAGGAUCGAGUUGAAACCAAUCCUGAACAAUUGGCUGCUGCUUCUGCUCAGGCUGAUAGAAUGACGAUAUCAACGGGCAGAACUACACGGGUCAUUGGAUGGUACCACUCCCAUCCUCAUAUUACCGUUCUUCCUUCCCAUGUCGAUGUUCGGACACAAGCUAUGUAUCAGCUUUUAGAUUCUGGUUUUAUUGGCCUCAUAUUUUCCUGUUUUAGUGAAGAUGCUAACAAGGUUGGUAGAAUCCAAGUUAUCGCUUUCCAGUCUUCUGAUGGAAAGCCGAAUAGUAUUCCUAAAUCAAUGAGCCUGGUUCUUGCUAAUAAAGAUUCUGUCAUCGAUAUAGAAUCUUCAUCUAGUUCUUCGGACUCGAUAUACCAGCGAUCCUCUUCUUCUAAGCCCGAGCUAGACACAAUUGAUACUGCUACAACUUCCGGAUCUAAGGGUGGAGGACGGGUUUCAGAUUUUGGGCCUUUCUUUACAAACAAUAUUGAGGCCAAUAUCACCGGCAGAGAUGAAACUCACAAAUCAGGCAAUCUCAGCAGCACAACUAUAGGAAUUGACUCGAUGGACAUGUCUGAAAGUAUGCAAGAGGCAAUGCUCCGUUCAAAUUUAGAUACCAGUGGUGCGGGGUAUGUUAGAAAAGAAGUCCCACUUCAUGUUUUGCCAACUUCAUCCCUUCUUCCAGUCAAUUCACCUUUAGCAUCUUUUAAAAGCCUGCAACGAGUACUGUACGAGGAGGAACGAGCAGCGUACUACCAAUCAGUGCAGCAAAACAUGAGAGAUGGGCGAGUUCAUCCUCUUGCUUUCAUUCACAACACAUCAACAUAUCAAGCCUCCAUGUGCAAGUUGAUCGAAUACUGCUUGAGUCCUGCCAUUAACGCACUUCAAGAUAGGCAGAAGGAGAACAAGAUCCGGUUAGCAAUGCUGAUGGAUGAAGCUGAGGUUUUGGAGGCACAAAAACUUAAAGGAGCAGAGACAAGCCGGAGACCAUCUCAUCUGGUUCACGGUUCUGGCAGCCGAAGCAGAAGAGGAUCGUAGAAAGACCUGCAACUAAAGACACAUGCCCGUCUUCUUUGUGUAUAUUUCUAUUUGGACAUUUGUUUUCUUACAUUGUAUUAUUUUGACCAGACUCCAUCGCUUUGUUGUUGUUUAGAAUCUGAUCCACUUUUGGAAGAACCAAAAAAGAAGAAUGAGAAGAACAUUAUUUUUGUGACUUUA